This is a messenger RNA of Zymoseptoria tritici IPO323, 2133 nucleotides long. RefSeq lists its product as uncharacterized. The transcript has a single exon. The record is from RefSeq and is a predicted model, not a curated record. Gene Ontology annotation, cellular component: nucleus. Lineage: Eukaryota; Fungi; Ascomycota; Dothideomycetes; Mycosphaerellales; Mycosphaerellaceae. Gene Ontology annotation, biological process: mRNA processing. The coding region runs from base 1 to 2133 and encodes 710 amino acids. Gene Ontology annotation, molecular function: RNA binding.
AUGUCCUUCAAGCGCUCCAGGGCCGCCUUUGAAGCCGGAGAUGGCCCACCUCACCAUGCGCCAUUCGCGGUAUAUGGAACCCCAUUACCAGCUUACGAUGUCGAUGCACGCGACGACGGCAGCUAUGUUCCGGUGUGGAAGCAAGAGGUGACGGACGAGCGCGGCCGGAAACGACUACACGGUGCCUUCACUGGAGGUUUCAGCGCUGGAUACUUCAACACGGUUGGGAGCAAGGAAGGAUGGGCGCCCGCCACUUUUGUCUCGUCACGAGCGAAUCGUGCAAAGGAUGCAAAGGAUGGGAAACAGCAGCGGGCAGAGGAUUUCAUGGACGAGGAAGAUCUGGCUGAACAGGCUGAGUCACAAAAGUUGGAGACAAAUCAAGCGUUCGCUGGACUGGGAGGCGGCAGUGCAGAUGGUGCUCGCAAGGGCAUGUUCUCGGAUUUAUUUCGAACUACAGGCGAGACCAAGGGCAUGAAGCUGCUGCAGCGGAUGGGAUGGCGUCCAGGUCAAGGCAUUGGACCUAAAGUCAAGCGCAGAGCUCAUGGAGAUGCAAAGGGAGAAAUGCACCUUUUCGCUCCGGACAACACCAGUAUGAUCAGCUUCGUGAAGAAGAACGAUCGGAAAGGAUUGGGCUUUGCGGGAGAAGGAAAGCUGGAAGGCGGGACAGGAGCCAAUACUGCGAUGCAGGACGAUGACGAGGAUAGCGGCGAGGACGCUAGAAUCCUCCGAACGAACCGCCCGAAGGCCGCGAUCAAAGCCAAGCCUGUGAAAAAGUCUGGCUUUGGAGUUGGCGUUCUCAACGAUGACGGCUCAGAUGACGAGGAUCCAUAUUCAGUCGGACCACGGAUCAGCUACAACCGUAUAAUUGGCGGCGACAAGAAGAAGAAGAAGAAGGGAGGACUGAUCGCCAGCAGCUCCUCUGCAGGUGUGAUCAAGCCGGCCAGCACAGCAAAGAAGCUCGUCCAGCGAUCAAACGCAUCCUCGGGCUUCCGCAAGUGUCAUGACGGCCGUCUACCACUGGAUGGCUUCGUACUUGCUCUCUCUGCCUUGAACUUGGCUGAAGAAAAUCACUACCCACCACCAAGCAUCCCUGCGGACUGGAAGCCAGCCCAGCAGCGUGCAGCCGCGGACUCCAAGACCACAGAGUUCGUCUCCACCUCCGACGCGGCCAAAGCCUCCGACCUCACUCCAGCCGCCCGCGCAUCUCUCCUCGGCGAAGCAGCCUUGCCAGGAAAGUCAGUCUUCUCAUACCUCACCCCAGCCGCCAGAGAGCGUCUCGCGAACGCCACUCAAAAUCGCAACCUACCACCCGCUCUCGGCGAAAAGGCGCCCGAAGGCUAUGUCCCAGAUCCAGCCAGUCAGACUCGGACGCUGUGGGACCUCGUGCCAACGAUCUCGAAAGAGACAGCUGCAUUAGCUCUCCAACGAGGCAAGACCGGCUGGAUGCCUUAUGCUGAAGACGACGGCAAGAGGGAGAGAUAUGCUGGCUUCCUCGAGCUUAGCGCGGGCCUCAAAAGCGACUUGCCCGCACGAGUACAAGGGCAUAGUCGAGAGGAGUGGGCUGCCGAGUUAAGAGAGUUUGCUGAGGCUGCGGAGAUCUUCCGGCCUGCGGAAGGCUAUAUGGCGUUGAGAUUUACUACCGGAACUGGCAAGACUGAAGGAGGAAAUUCAGAGGAAGAAGCACCAAAGACCGGAGGCGCGCGAGAAGAAGACGCCGCGGAGAAAGCCGCAAAGAUGGGCAUGUUUGGCCCAUUGACACGGUCCAAGAUCCCAUUCUACCCGACGAGACUACUCUGCAAGCGAUUCAACGUCAAGCCUCCGCCGAACGUGAUGGGCCAGGCGGAUGAUCGAAGCGGUGGAGGUGCAGCGUCUACUACGCCCUCUGGCAGCGAUGGUCAGAAGCGACUGGAGAUUGUUAGUCAAGCUAGUCUAGACCGGAUGAUGAUGGAAGCGAAUUUCUCCAAGAACUUUGCCAAAGGUGGCGUCGAAGGAGGAAGUGGCGAGCCUGAAGCGCUGGAGCCGCAAGCAGUGAAGGUGGAGGUUGAUGCGGAGAGAAACGAGGCAUUAGAAGGUCAGCGAGCGGGCGAAGAUAUCUUCAAAGCUGUGUUUGGGAGUGAUUCUGAAGACGACUAG